Molecule: messenger RNA, 1907 nt
Organism: Daucus carota subsp. sativus
Lineage: Eukaryota; Viridiplantae; Streptophyta; Magnoliopsida; Apiales; Apiaceae
Product: vacuolar cation/proton exchanger 3
Exons: 11
Coding region: 264-1595 (443 amino acids)
Biological process (GO): calcium ion transmembrane transport; intracellular calcium ion homeostasis
Cellular component (GO): plant-type vacuole membrane
Molecular function (GO): calcium:proton antiporter activity
Source: RefSeq, a predicted model, not a curated record
AUUCUCAGACGGAGGAUAUAUAUAACAUCCUUUCUUCUCAUCAAUCAGCAUGGUACAGUGACAAACAGACAUCACAUAACUGAACCUUCCUAGAAUUUUCCGGACUUGCUUGCAGAUGCUCUCUAUAAAUAUAGCUGAAACGAUUAUAAACACCCACGCCGCAAUUAUCUUCCCUCCCAUGUGUCCAAAACACAUGCACAUUCCCACAAUAUAUACAAAAUAUUUACAUAUAAUUAUUUAUUUGUGGUGAUUACACCAUCAAAAUGGCAACAAUUACCACCAGGGAGCCAUGGCUCAUGGAGAACGGAACUGUCAAGGGUUUGACAAAGGAGAGGCAUGGCAAAACUCUUCACAACAUGUCUUCUUCUUCCCUUCGCAAAAAGUCCGAUAUGACCCUCGUGUCCAAAGUCCCCAUUAGUUGUCUCAGGCUCUUUUUAGCUAAUCUUCAGGAGGUUAUUCUGGGAACUAAGCUUUCCAUCCUCUUCCCAGCUAUUCCUCUUGCCAUUAUAGCUCAUUAUUGUAAUUUUGGAAAACCGUGGGUUUUUGCUUUCAGCUUAAUUGGCCUCACUCCGCUUGCCGAGCGAAUCAGUUUCCUGACUGAACAAAUUACGUUCUAUACUGGGCCUACAGUGGGAGGGCUUUUGAAUGCAACAUGUGGAAACGCGACAGAGCUUAUAAUAGCACUGUUUGCUCUGUGGCAACGCAAAGUAGAUGUUGUCAAGUUUUCGCUUUUAGGAUCCAUUCUUUCGAACCUGCUUUUGGUUCUCGGUACCUCUCUUUUCUGCGGUGGCCUGGCCAAUCUGCACAGUGAGCAAAAAUACGACAGGAAACAAGCGGAUAUCAACACUGUACUUCUGUUACUGUCAUUGUUAUGCCACAUUCUGCCACUAAUGUUCCGUUAUGCGGGUGAUGACACGGCUUAUAGUCCAAAUGACACGCUUCAGCUGUCGAGAGUUAGCUGCAUAAUUAUGUUGGUGGCAUACGUUGCUUACCUGGUUUUCCAGUUGUGGACUCACCGCGAAUUUUUUGAAGCCCAAGAGGAAGAAGAUGAUGAUUUGGUUUCCGAAGAAGCACCUGUUCUUGGAUUCUGGAGUGCAUUUAUUUGGCUGGCUGGGAUGACUGUUGUGAUAGCCGUGUUAUCUGAGUACGUUGUUGGCACUAUUGAGGAAGCAUCAGCAUCUUGGGGGAUUUCAGUAAGCUUCAUCAGCAUCAUUCUAUUACCAAUAGUCGGAAAUGCAGCUGAACAUGCUGGAGCUGUCAUUUUUGCUUUUAAGAACAAGUUGGAUAUUACUUUGGGUGUUGCUCUUGGUUCUGCUACUCAGAUUGCCUUGUUUGUGGUUCCAGUGAGUGUAGUUUUCGCUUGGGUGCUGGAUAUAAACAUGAAUCUUGAUUUCAAUCUUCUCGAGACCGGUUCCCUUGCUCUCUCAGUUUUAGUCACCGCAUUCACUCUACAGGAUGGCACUUCUCACUACAUGAAAGGAGUUGUGCUUCUAUUGUGCUAUGUCGUCAUUUCUGCAUGCUUUUUCGUAUCAAACGGUUCAACAACUAAUCAGGGGAAUGGCUUAAACCUCGGACUUAAUUCAUCCUUCAAAUAAACCUUCAGGAUCCGAAAUGCAAGAUUUGAGAUUGUUCGAUGCCAUUCCAAAUUAUUGAUCGAUGAAAAGGCAUCAGUUUGAUUGUUUCUUCAAAUUCUCUUGGCCUCAAAUGAAGAAAGUGUGAUAUUUGAGUCCUUGUGUUAGUUAUUUGGGAUAUAAAGGAGGCACAUUCAAAAUUUCAUGAGCUUCAUGGGUCAUCCUUCCUCGGAUCUAUUGGAUUUCAAGCGUUACAUAUGAAUUACCAAGUUGUAUUAAUCCAUCUAGGUGUAAAACAGGAGAAGUCAUGCUUGGCAAUGGUUUUGUUUUUUUUAA